Messenger RNA from Notolabrus celidotus (New Zealand spotty), 3321 nucleotides. It is a transcript of the gene nipal4, whose product is annotated as NIPA like domain containing 4. Gene Ontology annotation, molecular function: magnesium ion transmembrane transporter activity. The record is from RefSeq and is a predicted model, not a curated record. Gene Ontology annotation, biological process: magnesium ion transport. Gene Ontology annotation, cellular component: membrane. The transcript has 10 exons. Bases 294 to 1550 code for a protein of 418 amino acids. NCBI's taxonomy places the organism in Eukaryota, Metazoa, Chordata, Actinopteri, Labriformes, Labridae.
GUGUCACCGACUCGUCCCGGCGGAGUGAGGCUGGGUGGGGCGGGGUCAGGUGUCGCUUUGUUUACGUCCUCCUCCCGGUGAGUUGAGUCUGUUCAGUCCGUGAGGUAACCUGUGAAAUCAGAGGAUUUACUCCGUAUGUCCGAAGCUGAAUUACCGCUGCAAAGUGCUUCGUUUGGCGUGUCGCCGGUCCAAUGUAACCAGAGAAAGUUCUGGUAGUGUCGUAAAGUAUUUUGGUGCUUUAUAAUUGAUUUUAUUAUUUUCCGUUACUGUGUUUCCUCCAUCGUAUCAACACAAUGCGAGAUGUUCACCUGAACAAUGAGACGUGCAGCAACGGGUCGGUAGUUCGGCUGUGGUGUGGCUCUCAGUCUGCGCUGUGUGUGGUCUCUGGAGAUCAACCGCUGUUUAAUACACACCUGGACAGCAAUCACACAACAGAUCUACAGACACACAGCUCUUACAACCUGUGGCUCGGACUGACUCUGGCUCUGCUGUCUGCUUUCCUGAUUGGUGGGAGCGUCAUACUAAAGAAGAAAGCUCUCCUCAGAUUGGCCAACAAUGGACAAACCAGAGCAGGUGAUGGAGGGCACGGCUACCUGAAGGACUGGCUGUGGUGGGGAGGCCUGUUGACCAUGGGAGCAGGAGAGGUGUGUAACUUUGCUGCCUACAUGUUUGCCCCGGCCACGCUGGUGACCCCACUGGGUGCUCUGAGUGUCCUAAUCAGUGCAGUGCUGUCCUCCCACCUGUUGGGGGAGGUGUUGAAUGUGGUGGGGAAGCUCGGGUGUCUGCUCUGCAUCCUGGGAAGCAUCUUGCUGGUUCUCCACGCCCCUCAGGAAAAGGAAGUGACAUCACUUCAGGACAUGGCCAACAAGUUGUUGGAACCUGGUUUCCUGGUGUACAUGUCGAUGGUGUUGGUGACGUGUGCCGUGCUCGUGCUGUAUUUUGCUCCUCGAGUCGGCCCCUCAAACAUCCUCGUCUACAUCAGCAUCUGCUCACUGCUCGGAGCCUUCACCGUCUCCUCUGUGAAGGGCCUCGCCAUCGUCAUCAACACAGUGUUUGAUGAUAUUUCAGUGCUUGCCAGUCCUCUCACCUGGAUCCUGUUGAUCACUCUUGUUGGCUCCAUCAUAACACAGGUGAACUACCUGAACAAGUCUCUGGACACCUUUAACACCCUGCUCGUCUACCCCAUCUACUAUGUCCUCUUUACCUCUGUGGUUCUGUGCUCCUCCAUCAUCCUGUUCCAGGAGUGGAGGAGCAUGGAAGCUGUGGACGUGGUCACCACGCUGGGAGCCUUCCUGGUCAUCGUGGUGGGCGUGGCCAUGCUGCACCUGUUCAAAGAGGUGCAGGUGACGAUGACGGAGCUAACCAGUCAGCUGUCUCAGCCAGUGGAGAGGGGCGAGCUUGCAGAGGAGGUUUCAGCCAAUGGACGCGCAGCAGCAGGAGGAGGAAGAGAGAAUAAAAGAGAGGAUAAAUACGGCCUGAUAGACAACAUGAUGAUAGAGAGUCUGCCUCCUAUGAGAGAGGAAGGACCCAGAGUCUUCAUCAUCAGCUGAAGGAGACAGGAGAAGAAACAGAGACACAUUUUGGUGUCUGAUACUGUGAGUCUUCUGCACUUUUUUAAAAGCCCUGGCCUCUGGUUUCAUGGCUCAACAUGGAGGUCCUUCAGCUUUUACAUUAAAACACAUUUACCUGAACAUGUAAGGAACAGGUCAGAGGCAGGAAAAAAAGGCACACACCUCUUUACAUUUCAUCUGGAUGAAAAACAAACUCCAACAAAAGCAAGAAGCACUUUUAAAAAAUCACACAUUUCCAUGACAUUUCAGGUCCAAAUGUUAACAUCAAUUAAAAUGAUUUUAUUUCACUUUUAAACCGUACUCGCUCAAAAUAUGACCAAGAAUAAAGAACUAUCUCUUUUAUUAUAAAAAUAAGAUACCUACCGUAAUUUAUUUGUAUUAAAAUAAGUUUAAAAGUUGUUGUUCUGCAGGUAUUUGCAUGUUAAGACCAGUAAGUUGACACCAAAAUGCUGCUCAGUUUAUUCAAACAGGUUGUGUAGACAUUUGCCUUUAAACAGCAAACAGUGAACACAAACAACAAUGUCAUAAACGUGUUUAAAAGCCACACACAAAUACAGUAAAUCAAAAGUACACUGAGAACUACUGACAUUAGAUAUUAUUUUGUAGGGUUUAAACGUUGAGGUCAGGUUCGUUCAGCUGUUCCUAGUGUCUACAUCAUGUAAAGAUUGAAAACAACACAGUACAGAAGUUACCUGAUAUCUCCUCCUGGACGGAGAUCAGCUAUUAAUAAAUAAUAAGCUGUAUUUUCUCACUACGAGUAUGUGACAGUUGUAGCCUGAGAGCAGAGAUGUCUGCAGUGUUUGGUAUUUAAACCUGAGGCAGUGAGGAGGCGUUGCUCGAUGCCAAAGUUGAAACAGAAUCUGGAAUUAAAGAAUGACUUUAAUGUCUUGCAGGUGAAAAAAUAAAAAGUCAGCCUGAGGUUUGAGUUGCGUCAGUCAAGUUGUGUUGAAGAUAUGUUGUAGGUCAUGAUCCUCUCAGUGUCAGAUUUCACUCUGAAGGAUCAGAUCUCAGGAGAGGUCGUGAGCGAGCAUACAGUAUGUUUCCGUUUAUUAUUUUCUCUUUCACUGUUACUUAUAAAAAAAUAAGGGUCAGAGCUUUGACUGUAAGUAGAGCUGGUUGAUACACCUCCACCUUCUCUCUUCUGUACAAAAUAAUGAACAUAAAAUAUCCUCCACUACUCUGAAAGUUCUUUACAAUCUAAUGUUUUUUGACUGCUCUGUUGACCAAUGAGGCUCCUGCAAUGCUGUGUGAGAAUAGCGAAGAAACAGUGAGAGCAAAUGUAACAAACACUAACACAAGAGUCAUUGUACUUUCCAUAACCGUGAGUGUCUGCUUCAAAUCCACACAAUAAUCUGCUCUAAUGUGGUCUAGACCCAGCUGAGGGCUUUUUGUACAUUUAUAGCCAUGUGUGUGACAUUAGUCCUGCCAGGUUACUCCAGCACUAUGACACUUUAUUUCCAAAUGUCAUUUCGAGACCCACACAGACUUUGCUCAUAUUUGAAGAAAUCAACAAUAAAUUAUUCAAAUCUACCAUUACAUUUUAAAGCACACUAAUUUAAUUUAUUUGAUUAGUUUUAUUUUUGUGUUGUUCAACUCAUGUCGUGACAUGUUUCAGGGGUUAUUUGUGUUACAUAGUCUUUUUCAAUUUCGGGGGGGUGAAUAUGCAGCAAACAGUUCCUGUGUUGAAAUUCAUAAAUAGUGAGUUUGUUUUGAUUGAAGAAAAAUAAAUAUGUAAAAGGUACAAACUUUA